This is a messenger RNA of Bacillus rossius redtenbacheri, 11646 nucleotides long. Its product is annotated as rhodopsin-like. Gene Ontology annotation, cellular component: plasma membrane; photoreceptor outer segment. Gene Ontology annotation, molecular function: G protein-coupled photoreceptor activity. Gene Ontology annotation, biological process: cellular response to light stimulus; phototransduction; G protein-coupled receptor signaling pathway. The transcript has 6 exons. The record is from RefSeq and is a predicted model, not a curated record. NCBI's taxonomy places the organism in Eukaryota, Metazoa, Arthropoda, Insecta, Phasmatodea, Bacillidae. Bases 19 to 1239 code for a protein of 406 amino acids.
CGCCGGGCGGGCCCGAGGAUGCCCGAGCGCGGCGAGGAGGGGGACGAUGGCCUCCUGAUGGCGCCCGAGUCGUACGUCGCCACGGCGGUCGUCCUCUUCUUCAUCGGGUUCUUCGGGUUCUUCUGCAACCUGCUGGUCAUCGUGCUCAUGUGCCGCGAGAAGCAGCUGUGGACACCGCUCAACGUGAUACUGUUCAACCUGGUGUGCUCGGACUUCUCGGUGUCCAUCCUGGGCAACCCCUUCACGCUCGUCUCCGCCAUCUUCCGCCGCUGGGUGUUCGGCCGCGCCAUGUGCGUCGUCUACGGCUUCUUCAUGUCGCUGCUGGGCAUCACGUCGAUCACCACCUUGAUGGUGCUCUCGUUCGAGCGCUACGUGAUGAUCAGCAAGCCGUUCUACAGCCGGCAACUGAGCCAGCGCGGCGCCGUGCUGCUCAUAGCCGCCAUCUGGCUGUACUCGCUCAUGCUGACCAUCCCGCCGCUGGUGGGCUGGGGGGACUACGUCAACGAGGCGGCCAACAUCAGUUGUUCUGUGAACUGGGAGACCCGGACGCUCGGCGCCACCACGUACAUCGUCUUCCUGUUCGCCAUGGGACUGGUGGUCCCUGUGUCCGUCAUCCUGUUCUCGUACCUCAACAUCAUUUUCACCAUGAAAAGGAGCACGAUGCGCAUGGGCCGCGUGACCAAGGCGGAGUCGCGCGUGGCGCUCAUGAUCGCCGUGAUGAUCGUGUCCUUCAUGGUGGCGUGGACCCCGUACUCGGUGCUGGCGCUGCUGAUCGCGUUCGGCGACCCCAGCACGGUGACCCCGGGGCUCGCCGUCGUGCCGGCGCUCGUCGCCAAGUCCAGCAUCUGCUACAACCCCGUCAUCUACGUGGGGCUCAACACACAGUUCCGGUCCGCGUGGCGCAAGCUCCUGGGGCAGACGGGUUCGGCCGACGUGUCCCAGGAGCCCGGAGGAGGCGGCGGCAACGAGCAGACGGCGCUCAGCCCGCCCCCGGGGGCGGCGGCGGCGUCCGGAGGCGUGUCGCUGCUCGCGCGCCUGCCGGACCACGCGCGCAGGAAGCACCCGGCCAAGUCGAGGACCCGGACCGCGACUGCGGCGGGCAACAAGCACCGCGGCUUCAGCGUCAGCCCCAAGACCAACUCCGUCACGUUCGAGAGGACGUCCGCCGUCGUGGACAUCGAGAUGGUGUGCGCGCCGGCAGGCCGCAAGCUGCUGGCGGGGGAGAGUGACCGCCAGUAGCAGCCCCCAUCCUUCCUCCUCUCCUCUACUCCCCGGCGAGCGGAGAACAUUCCCGAGUCCGCCCAGGUCGCGCGUUGGAGGACUCGCAAACGACGGCUUAGGGAACGUCUGUUGUGGGGGUUACCCCCGUCACGUUGAUGGGCGAAUGCAGUGAGCCGGCGAUGCAGCUCCGGUACCAGCGCGGACAGCUGAUUGGAGGCAGGCUGUACUUCGGCCGGUAUCGCAGGCUCUCCGGGUUGUCUGGGGAGUUCCAGAGACCAGGACCGCUCCGAGUCCACAGUGCCCCCUGUGCAUAGCCACACAAGGCCUGAUCCGGCGAGCGAGUUCCCCUUGGAUCGUCACCAAAAGAAACACGUGCAUGUAUACUGUUCACGCGCACCGGAAAAAAUUCGCUCUUUCCGUGACUCCACAGUAACGCACACGUAAAAAAAAUGCCAUCGCCUACUGGUUUUAUGACACGACUCCACCUGGUGGUGGUCUGGGAUUCGACGCUUCCCUUGCCGAGGGUUUCUCAUUGGCCGAGAGUUCAACCCCCAACUCCCCCAACCCGCACUGACGGUGAGCCAAUGGCGGAUGCAGCACUGCAGUGUAAGUACCUAUUUCAAAUUUAGCCUGUCUGUAAUAAUGACCUCCAGGAUAGACUCCACAGUCUUUUUUUCUGCACGCUCGGGAAAAUUUCACCCGUUAAUCGGCUGGUGGCCCUGUUGGACGUCUUCUCACUGGGAAGAAACUGUGAGACAAUUAGCAGGCGCAGCACAGUUUUAUCAGUAUUUCAAAUUCUAGCCUAUCGCGAAGUCUAUUCGCGAUAGUUUUUCCUGACUCUGGUUAUUUCUCACGAAAAAAAAAAAAAAAAAACUGGUUGCUCUUCAGAAAGUAAUGCGUAGAGCAAGGCUGAUUUCGCGGAUUCGUUGUUUAGCAAAGUAGACUUGAAGCACAUAUGCAUUAGCUUCACGUUGAUGAUUGGUAUGGUCGUGUAUUUUUUUCCCCCGAAAAAAGAAACGUGAUCGCUGAAUACUAGGGGCAUGCAGAUUUCGCGAAAAGAUUUCGAGACUCGAUGAAAGUUAAAACACUGUAGCACCGUCUGUGUUUCGUGAUUGGGUGAGUUUCUCCCAGGUACACGUCGAUUGUAACAACACCAAUCACAGUGACUCAGUGCGGAAGUAAACGCGUCCUGAGUGGCUCGGUCAAAAAAGGGCAAUGAAUUCUCUCACAGACGGACGCCAACCACAAAUAAGAAACCACAGGUGCGGGUAUACCUUGUUGCAGUUUAAUAAAUGUUCAGAUCUUUUCGCGAAAAGUGCCUGCCCCUACUGAUUACUGAUUGUGAUUAGUAGAGCCACGGAAUUUACGCGCAUUCAUUUAGUCGCAAACUAGAAUGCAAACCUCCACACUGUCGCACUGUGUUCAUGAUUUGACGGCAGUUAUUUGGACACGCCCCUCUACGACCGUGAGCCAACAAUGUCCAGCUAGGAUAGAAGUGAGCGAAUCAGGUAGUGCCAAAUAACAAGGAUAAAAAUGUUCUCGCUAAGAAAUCAACAAAUGGGAAAGUAAACGUGGGUCGAUCACACCUAUAACUUUGAAUUCUAUCCUGAGGCUAGAGGAAUCCGCGAAAUUUCCGGGACUCUAAUCAUGCAUUGUCCACACGCACUGGAAAAAUUUCGCUCUUUCAAUGACUCCACAGUAAAUGUACGUACUCUCGGAUGAAAAAAAAAUCCCACCUUUACUGGUUUAUGACUAGGGACCGGAAAAAAUUCGCGGGUUCAGUGACCUUUAGGAUGGACUCGAUAAGUCCUUUACACACUCGGGCAAAUACCACCUGUUCAUUGGCUGCAGACUUUUCAGAGUUCCCAACUUGAUAGCCUGUGAUUCGAUACUUAAGUGGACGAGGGUUUCUCACUGGCCCAAAAGUCCGCGACGCAAACUGUGGACCGAUAACAAUAAACAACGAAGAUGUGCAAUAGAUAGAAUUAUAGACUAUCACGAAACGAAUCUGCGAAUUUUUCCGGUCUAUAUUUAUGACAAGUCUCCACCGGAGACUGUGAUUCACUGUAAUGGAGUCAGAUGCCCGAACACAUAGGAACAAACCACUGCUUGCUCCUGACCGCUUCGCGAUAGGAAAAAAUACUUAUUUUUACCCGAAUUCAAUAGUUUAUUUUAAGAUUUUAGAGUAUUUCAUAUGCUUCCUACUUAAUAAAAUUAACAUUUUGUUACAGUAACUAUCACCAUUCAUGAAAAAAAAAAAAAGGUUGUCUGUAAAGUCGGUUUACGGACGAUAGUUUAACGUGACGUCAUAAAAAACAUUGAUGAAAUGAUUGCAUACUUUUAUGAAUAAAAUUGAAUCAUUUUUAUGGAAUUGUCGCUAUUAAUGUGCCUCAAAAAAGUCAAAUCGAUGGUUGUUCCAAUCGAUUGGAAGAGUGAUAGAUGCGGCGCAAGCGUACAAUGAGCGUAACGGGACACAGCGUAACGGGACAAUGUGCGUAACGGGACACUUUUUCGUGCGUGCAGCCGGCGUUCAUCGAUUUAUUAGACGUUGUCACGUCAAGAAAUUAAUUUAAAUUCAGUUUUAUCUGGACGCGUAAAAACUCAGUAGGCUAGCUUCACGAAAAAAAAAUUUUAAAAAUCUAAUUUCUGCAACAUAUUUAUUCAGGUUACACAGCUAACAUUACCUAACUUUUUUACAACAGCUUAAUGUAUAUGUAUAAACGAGUAUUAUUCGACGAAUCUUAAUUUUUCUCCAUCGAAUUGGCUGAACCGAAAACCAAAAUUCGAAAUGGCGGCGCACAAUGUUCCGUUCGGCAGGAGAAAAAAAAAAUACACAUGUAAGAUGGCGGACUCUUUAACUGUGCUGAGUGUGGUCAGGGGCAAGACCCUGGUCUCAGAACGUGUAGUCCAAGAAAUUUUUGCUUCUGUGAGAUUACUUAUUCUGUGCUGCAGUGCUGCAUCCAAGCGAGGCGUUUGUAAGAACCUUCUUGUGUGCACCUUGUGGACAGUUUGUAGGGACUGGAAAAAUUCGCGGGUUCGACGACCUCCAGGAUUGACUCCACAGUCUUCUGCACACGUGAGCGAAUGUCACUCGUUAAUUGGCUGGUGAGACGUCUCCACUGGGUUGUCUCUUUGAUUUGACACAUCUCUGGGUGACGCUUUCUCACUGGUUCACUGUACUACGCACAAACUGUGAGGCAGUAGCAGACGCAGCACAGUUGUAUAAGUAUUUCAAUUCUAGCCUGUCACGAAACUAAACCGCGAAUUUUUCCUGUCUCUUAACUAUUUGUUGCUUGAAGCACCGGAUACUGUGCUGGAACUUAUCAGAGGCACAAACAGAAAAUUGGAAUGUAUUUUAGUAAUAUUUAUUUUUGAAACAUGUAAAUACAAAAUAAUUAACGCGUAGUUUAUCAAUAUCACUAUGCACUGAAUAUAUUAGCGGCCAGAAAAAAAAACAAGUGCCAAAAUCACUGAAGUAAUUUAAGUAAGAUACGUAUGAUUAAGAAAUUAGUGGCUUUGAUGAUUUGCUUCGAAAGAGAUAAUUAUUGUGAUAAGGCUGUGACAAGUAUUUAUGAAGUAGGCUAGGCUAAUAGUAUUAUUAUCUCUUACUUAGCCAAUUAUAUCUACGUUAACUAUUGAACAAUUUCCUCUCUUUUAUGUCAAUUUUAGGGUAAUUUACUAAAUAGUUGUAAGUAUCAAGUUAAAGUCGUCAAAUUUGUUUUGUUUAAAUAUUAAUGUGCAUCAGGAUGUUGUGAUAACACACUAGAGUACGCGGUAAAAAAAAAAGGCAUUCUGAAAUUAAUAAAAAUGGUUCCUAAAACUUUUCACAUGUUGGCAUUAAUAUUUCUUAGGAUGUCUACAGUUUUAAAAUAAGGUGAAUAGUUUAUCCAUGUGUACCUAAGCAGGUACAUAAAGAAACUAAAUUUAAAAAAUAUAUAUAUACAAUUUGGUUAAUUGUUACUGGUAUUCUGUAAGGGAAUAACUGUUGGCCUAGGUGAAAUUUUUGCAGGCAUUUUCGACAUGAUGUUUAUGAAUAACUUCAAUGUUACGCACUCGAUAAAGUUAAUAAAAUCUAAAAAAAAAAAAAAAAAAAAAAAAACGAAUUUGGAUGAAAAAUUUGUAAUACAUUUGAAUUCAAAAACAAAUAUAAGAUAUUUUAUAAAUAACUAAUACAGAUUUAAAUUUUCCAAUUUGAAUACUUGUACUAUCUCAACACUUCUUACUUCGGUGGAUUAUAAAGGCGUUAGUAAUAGCCGUAAUUAUACGACCGAGGGGGUUCAUGAAAGUUGAUAUUGAUGAGUUCACAUCGCGUGACACCAGGUCACUUUUCCCAUGAUUAUUGUUGUAAACAUGUCAUAUUUGGAUGACAAACUGUAGGUUCUAAAGGUUAGUGUUCUCGGUUACAACUCGCAACUCACCUGACGAAAACUGAUCAGAGCGUUUUCUUCUGUACCGAAAUUUUACUUGUGUUGAUUAAUCAAGUUGUAAGGUAUUGAACCGACUAUAUAAUCUCAAACUUUUCGUCGGUUUAAAUUUCUUUCCAGACUUCAAAACCGCUGGAGAUCUAAAGAAAAAUCAUGAUUUUGUAUCUAAUGCUUAAUGCGAUACCGCCAUUCUGUCAUCCAAAAAAAAUGUCACCGUAAGGUAAACAUUACUUGAGAUGUCAUUGUGGACCGGUUAAUCAAUAGUAAUCACAGCGAAAGCUACGCGUGUUUAUUAAAUUAAAAUUUUAAAAAAAUCAUUAGCUGAAUUUCUGCUUGCUUACUGCGUGCGAAAAAUUUGGCCAGAGAAAAAAAAAUUAAAUUCAUCUACUGUGAGGUAAAUCUCGCACAAUAAACAAGGGCGAACAAUUUAAUUUAGUUAUAUAUAUUUUUUAAGCCGUGACGUAUACGCAGCGGCGCGGAAGGAAAUGCCUGACAGCGCAAAAGCGAGGCAGGUGUUCUACCGCGCUGUGCACGAUAAACAAACGGACGCGUGAAAACAUGAAAAGACCGAACGAUGGUUGCCGACAUUUUGGAAGUUUCGACGACCGACAGCGGCUAAGGGUGAGAAGUGAAAGUGAAAAAAAAAAAAAAAAAGUGUCUAUGUAUAUAUAUACAUUUUUUUUUUUUCACUUUCCCUUCUCACCCUUUGCCACUGUCGGUCAUCGAAACUUCCAAAAUGUAGGCAACCAUCGUGUAUAUAUAUAUAUAUAUAUAUAUAUAUAUAUAUAUAUAUAUAUAUAUAUAUACAUAUAAACACGCUAGUCUUUCAUUACUCGCCCGUAACGUGUAGCGUUUAACCAACCUCUGUAACAAGAAAAUUCAUGCGUUUUCAUGUUGCAAAUCGUAUUAGGCUAUAUUACGAACCUUGGACACGAAAAAUUAACGUAGAACGAGAGUUGAUAUAUAUACGAAAAAAUUGUAUUUUCAACUAAGUACAUUCAUUGACGAGAAUCACACGUAGUUUCCGCACCCGCCGCUAGGAUAUUCGCUGCCGGAGCAGCUACGUCGAAUAACCGAAUCAUUACCAAUUGUAGACAAAAUUUUUAAACUAUAUAACGAAACGGCUCCGAUAAAAGCGGAAAAGACUUGAAAAAAAAAAUACUAAAACCCGGCUUUUGUAACUGAUGUUCGACAAGGAAUUUUAUUAAAACACUGCCCCAUCUUGUUAAAAUUGAUCGUACAGUUAAUACUAUAAAGUGAACUUUGGUUUGAGCCAUCCGCCACAGAUGGCAGCAUCGUAUUUACACAUUUCCGUUCUAUGUGACUUUCGUCUCAUUCACGGAAUUUCUCCCGACAAAUGCCGUAUAUCGUGAACUAAGAUAUUUACACAUUAAAAAUAAUGGUUAGAGGAAAAAUCUAGAGUGGAACAAGAGACCUGAUACGUGCAAUAUGAAUUACCGCAUCAUUACGUACUCGAUAUAGUAGAUACAAAUGAUUUAAAAAAAAAUACUUGGAAGACAAAUCUGUAAUACCUAUGCAUAAAUUAGGAAGCAAAUAUUUUCUAAAUAUUGAAAACCGAUUUUAAAUUUCCCCAUUUCAAUCCUUGGAACUAUGUCAACGCGUCUUAUCUCGGUGUGUUAUAACGAAGUUAUUGAACUAAUUUCGUAAUGUUACGGUCGCAGAAACAUCUCAGUUUCAAAUGUUUAUUUUAAAUCUUGGUCGUGUUAAUAACUUAUUGCGAACAGUGAGGUAUUUGGUGACAACUGACACGGCAGAGAUCAGAGAUCAUAGGUAUGUUAGAGACAUGGCCGGCCGUGACAUUAGUUGAGGCCAUUACUAACUCCCUUAUCUUGAAUCUAUAUUAAAACUAUGGUUGAAUUAGGUUCACGUAAAAUUUUCACAGGGAAAACCCAGGGUACAGACAUGCCGGGUGCAAUAUGGCAUGUAUUUAACAGUCUUUUGACCGUGCGAGAGUGGGAAUGCAGGACAGGAAGAAGAAUAAAUGGGGAAGAAUAAAAACCACGUGUCGCGCGCGCCAGUGAGCUGCAGAUUGUAGUUGACGCCUUUUGACCAAACAGUCGGACCGCCGCAAACGUUGUGCCUGAUUUGCGCUGUGGUUUGUAAAUCACGCAAAGGACGCAAUACUGCUACGAGGUGACAAGCGACCAACGGAAACAAAAAAAAAAUUCAUUCGCUUAUAAAGUAAACAGUUUCGAAGCGAGUCACCACACUGUUAAAAAUUACAGUCCUUAAUUACGUACAUUAUUCUCAAAACGACAUAACCGCACUGUUAAAAAUUACAGUCCUUAAUUACGUACAACAUUCUCAAAACGACAUCACCAAACUGUUAAAAAUUACAGUCGUUUAUAAAGUAAGUACAACAGUUUCGAAACGAGUCACCACAUUGUUGAAAAAAGAAACAGUCGUUUAUAAAGUACAACAGUCUCAAAAUGACAUCACCACUGUUCAUAAUUUCAGUCAUUUGUAAAGUACAGCAGUCUCAAAACGACGUCACCACACACUUAAAAAUUUUCCCCUUCAGUUUACAAAGAACGCUGUUUACAAACUAUCCAGGGAUAUUCGUACGGCUUUCUUGGUAAACUUACAUACACUGAGUUAACUUUAAAAAUGAAUCCAAAAAUAAUACUCUUGGUAUACUACCAAAACAUUAAAUAGCUGGAAGUCCGUGGUAAUAACCUUUUUAUUUUGUCAAUGUAUGUGUUUUACUUUGUUUUCGACGAAACAUGCAAAUACGAAAUAGCAGCAGAGUUUCUACGAAGAUUCAGUUUUUAAAUAACGAAUAACUUUGCGUUUAUUUUCUUUAAAUUCUUCUUUUAAAAGUCCGUAAAUUUACUUGUUAUUUCAAAGAGUGCAACGCUAUAACUUUAAAUGGUAAAACUGUAGGAUCCAAAUAUCUUUCCUCGAAUUUCUUUUUAUUAUUCAUGAUUUUUCAUGAAAAAAAAUAAUAAAAUUGUCAACAUUUAUAUUUAGUAUGUAGAGUUAUUUUCUUUCUCUGUACAAAAGAUAAAGGAGUGAAAAUUUCACCUAUGUAAUGAAAACAGCAUAGUCGCCUUCUAUGCACAAACAUUUUGUCUUCGAAACAAAUAUAAAAAUUCGCCGUUUUAGAUACCGCUAGGUUGGACUGCAGAGUCCUCUACACUCUUGGGCAUAUAUAACUUGUUCAUUGAUUGCUUUCUCUAUGAGACGUUACUACUAUUAACAGACGUACGUAAAUUUCCCGAAUUCAUUUGUGAAAGCUAAAAUGCAUAGCCAAAUACACACUACAGACAUAUGCUUUCUCAUUGGCUACACAGUCAAAAGUUUUUUGUACUUUUACAAAUAUUCCUUUGUAAUCAAGUUGCCAAGAAAUAGUUUGUAAUACUACUAGAAAGAUAUUGUAAUUUUUUACAACACAUGGCUAUAAUUAUUUCUGUACAUAUAUAAUACAGUUUUCUAGAGAAUACUGAGUUUAUCUUACGAAAAAACGGUAUAUAAUUUUAUAUUUUUCGAUUUUUCAUUCAAGCAUUUAUUUUUAAAGUAUAGAAAAGAUAAUAAAAUAUUCACUAAUUGGACUUCACCUAUUUUGUUUUAUCGUUAAUACUUCAAUAUCUUCAGGGAACGGUUUACAAAUAACUUCAACAAUUGGAGGUACUGGGAUAACACAAAGCAUAAAUGCCCGGAUAAAGAAUCCGAACCCAGUAUUAAUUCGAACAGUAUUUUGUGGUGCAACAGUAUUUUUUUCAACGUAAAAGUACACAUCUUUUAAUUUUUCAUGAAUAUCUAUGUUUCAUUUACAAAAAAAAAUUACAUUUCAUACGACCUGAAGGACAAUCUCAGAACUGGCAGCCAAGCAUUAUAGCCAAUCGUGGAACGAAACCGCGAAUUUUCCUGGUCUCUUAUGUCUUAAUAGAUACGGUCAAACAUAACAAUUAUUUUCUUGGUGUUUCAUACAUAUUAUGUAUAUUUUUCCAAAAACCUUUGGAAUUGUGCAGAGAAAGGAGUGUUGCUUGACUAAAGAGUCUCACAUCCACAUAUUUAUCCGCACGACCUCACCAUUUCUGAUCAAACUGGAGACAUGCGGUAUUUGAGAGUGAAAUUACGAUGAAUAAUUUUACCACGGUAAAAGCAAUAAGCUUAUAAAAAAUGAAUUAAUCUUUAAUGUGCAGUUCGAAAAUCCUCGGUAAGCGGCGCGGGAAUUUCGCGCAUUCUUUAAGUCACACACUGAGAGAAAAGUUUGUUUGCCUCGACAAAAUAUUUGUUUGUAUAUGGUGAAAUAAAUAUAUAUUUUUAAUUAAAACAAAUAUUUUGUAGUAGGAAAGAUUCUGUUGACCCAACAAAAUGAUUUUGUUGACUCAACAGUAUAUUUGGUUAGGUGUAACAAAUCAUUUUUGUUUCUUACCGGGGUUAAGCUAACAAAAUAUUUUGUUCCACCAAGUAAAUAUUUGUUUCACCAUAUAUAAACAAAUAUUUGUUUGAUUCAAACAAACCUUAUUCUCUGUGCAAGUUAGAAUGCAAAACCUUCACACUCCCGCAAUGAGUUCAUGAUUGGACAGCGGUUCUUCGGACACGCCCCUCUACGACCGUGAGCCAACGAUGCCCCGCUGUGAGUGAAGUAAGCUAAUCAGGUAGUGUCGACCAAAUUAUCAAAAAACAAAAAAUGUUCCCGCUAAGAAACCAACUAAUGGGAAAAGCAAACACGGGUUGAGCACACAUAUAACUUUAAAUUCUAUCCUGAGGCCAGACGAAUCCGCGAAAUUUCCAGGUGAUGCACGACAGACACGGUAAACACGACCUCAACUCUUCCGGCUCUGGAAGCCGACUGACCGGUCACAACCUGUUCAAACUUGACACUGGCUCUUUCAAAGGAUCAGGCUAUAAGACGCAAAAAAAAUUUCUUUCGCCGUUUUUUUUUUGUACUACAUUUCUUAGGUGUUACAGACAUGCAUAAUGCAUUCGAAGUCAUAGAGUUUUAAUGUUAUACAUGUCCGCUCUGGGUAAUAAACAUUGUAAUUUGUUUGUAGGACGUAAUCUUUUUUGAUGACGAAAUACACAACAAAAAUUUUACAGUAAAAUAUCUACGUCACUAUUUACCUGUCAGGAUUUUACAAAUAUUAUGAAAUAUUUUUUAAGUUUAGAAACAUAAAAAAAAGUCUAAAUUAAGAAAAGUUUUAACUUACGUUAUUUGUUUUUUAAUUGUUAAAGCCUUGUGAAAAAUUAUUAAAGACACACACUUUUAUGUGACUUGACUUUGCUCUUUGUGUGUAGAUUUAGAAAUUUAGAAUUUAUUUUAAUUGUAAGCAAUGACCAUCUUGCAGCAUUUUUUUUUUUAAAACAUAUAUGUGCCCACUUUAAAAUUACUUUUAAUUUUUUUAAUGUUUAUGUUAUUAAAUAACUUCUUCAGCUGCAAGCUUUGGGGUUAUAAUAAACAUAAUUUCAAGCUUUAAAUACAUCUAGGAGAAAACUAUCAAUUUAGAAUGCUUUUCUAUUCGCCAACUAACGAAAAAUUGCAGGAAUCACCAAGUGCAUUUGAUACGUGUCAACGAAAUGGGGUAAAAGAUUGUUUUUUUCUUUAAUCAGCAUGUCUAUGAGUGAAAAUGAAAAACUUUUACAAACUUUUAAAAUAUUGAAGAUUUUGUUUAAAAGAUAAAAUGGUACAUCUGAAUAUGAUCAGUAUGAAAGUAAACAUUGUUUACAUAAAUCUAAUUAUAUCUUUUUGCAAUAAUCUACAAAUUAUUUCAUUUAUUGAUGUAUAUAUGCCAUAGUUGUACAACUUUAAUAAAAUAUAUUUUACCGGACUAAGUCAUCUGACUUAAAUGCUGCAAAAACAUUUACUCUUUAUUAAUUUUUAUGUAUCUGUACUACAAUACUUAUCUAAAACCCGCAGUAAAUGUUGAAGAUCAAUGACCAAUUAUACUUGAGGUUAAAUGUAUCUCUGUGGUAUUUUACGCUGUUUCUAGUUGAAAUAUAAAAUGGGUGAUAUAUAUUUGUUUGUUAUCAAAUU